Molecule: messenger RNA, 1057 nt
Organism: Ruditapes philippinarum (Manila clam)
Lineage: Eukaryota; Metazoa; Mollusca; Bivalvia; Venerida; Veneridae
Product: caveolin-1-like
Exons: 2
Coding region: 103-498 (131 amino acids)
Biological process (GO): caveola assembly
Cellular component (GO): caveola
Molecular function (GO): molecular adaptor activity
Source: RefSeq, a predicted model, not a curated record
CUGAAUUAAUUAAAGUAUAAAUGUAAUUACUUUGUAAAAAACGUCCAGUCGCUUGUUGAACACACUCACGAACAGAGCAACCGAAACUUUAAUCGAGGCAAGAUGGGAGAUGUUGACCUUAUAAACAGAGAUCCAAAUGCUAUCAAUCCGCAUUUAAAGUGUGCCUUCGAAGAUGUUUUGGCUGAACCAGAUGAUAUCCACAGCAUGGAUUUUUGCUGGAAUCUAUCCUAUUCCUGCUUCAACUUCUGGAAGAACUGCUGCUAUAAGCUCAGCACUUUCUUGUGUGGUUGCUGCAUAGCUAUCGAAUUAGGAUGUGAAUUUGCCGGCCUUGCCUUCACACACAUUUGGUGUAUCACACCUUGCCUUAGAAUUGUUGCUAUCAACUGCACCCCGUACCAGAAAUUGUGGGGAGUUUGCUGUAACUGCUGCGUAUCUCCAGUUUGUGAAGCUUGUGGAAUGUACUGGUCUCAAAUCAAAAUUAACAUGCAAAAGUCUUAACGAAUUAUCGGUAGUGUUUCAUAAAGAUAAUAUUCUGAAAGUUUUGAUAAUGUAAGAAUACUAGUUUGUAAUGAACGCUUUUUAAAUUUUGUUUAACAUCAGAAGUAUUCCAAUUCCAGUUACUAUUACCUCUGUAACUUGGCAAAACAUGUUGUUAUAAAGCAACAAAUCACAGCAAAACAGCAAACAUUUCUAGACUAAGACUAAUAUAUUUUAUGUAAUGUAAUGAUUAUAUUGGCGAAAGCUUGUGUUUUUUGGUUUUUUUUUUAUUAUUUAUUAAUAAAUAUAUAUGUGUAAAAUUGUUAACCUGGACAUGGAUUUAUAUGAGUUAAAACCUAUCUUUUUUAAUCUAGAUAGUGAAACAAGGUUUUACUUCUAAUUUUGAUCACAUUCUAGUCUAUUAACUUGGACUAAAAUUACUGGUGUAAUAUAAGAAAGAGUUGUCAUAUCUCGAGCAUAUCUUGAACCCUCGAUCUCUUGGUUUCGGCACCUUAACCACUAUGCAAUCGCUUCCCAUGGAUUAUUAUAAUUCUCUUAACAUCUUAUAAAAUGGACAGAU